Hirsutella rhossiliensis is the source of this 1035-nucleotide messenger RNA. RefSeq names its product Integrase, catalytic core. NCBI's taxonomy places the organism in Eukaryota, Fungi, Ascomycota, Sordariomycetes, Hypocreales, Ophiocordycipitaceae. The record is from RefSeq and is a predicted model, not a curated record. The transcript is spliced from 3 exons. The coding region runs from base 1 to 1035 and encodes 344 amino acids.
AUGCCAAUUUACCAUCUGAUCUUUGGCCAGAGACUUGAAAGCAGCAGUGUUUUUGCACAACAGAUCGCCCAUGCAGAACCACAGCUUCGAACGCCUUUCCAGCUGCUUCAUCAGUGGCUGCGAGACAACAACAGAGACAUAGGCUACCAGCAAGACCAGCCUGACAUCACGUUUCUCAAGGCAUACGGCUGCAGAGCCUAUCCCUUGACACCCCAGGCCCUUCAGAACAGACAGAAGAAGGACCUAAAGACCGACCCUCACACAGAAAUCGGUUAUCUCGUUGGAUAUGAUUCCACGAACAUUUUCAGGAUCUGGAUUCCGUCCACAUCAGAAGUCCGAAGGGUCCGAGAUGUGACCUUCAAUGAAAGCAUCUUCUAUGACGGAAAUGAUCAGCCACCAGAACCUAUCCCACAGCGCGUGGAAGUACAGCUUCCAGCCCACAUCGAGGACGAGUCGGAUUACGAGGAAAUCCCCACUCAAAUCGAUGAACCUGAACCUGACCCCGUUGAGCAAUCUCCCUCAACCUCAGACCAAGGAGACGCCACCACGAUUGUGGUACAACCCGAACCAUCUGAUCAUGAGGACUCGGAUGAUCAGGAUGAGUUUCAUGACAUUCAGCACCCAUAUCCGACACCGGACCCCGGUGACAAGGACACCUAUGCAGCAACCCUUGCAGGACGUUCUUUCCGGAUUCUCAUGGCCAUCACCGCCAAAUUCGACCUUGAGACCCGACAGCUCGACGCAGUUAAUGCCUUCACAAACGCCCUCUUAGAAGACGAGGAGGAGGUCUAUAAGGAACUCACUGCUGCAUUCAGAGAGCUUGGUCUUACACAGUGUCCCGACGAACCCUGCAUCUUCCAGAACGACUGGCUCACUGUUUUCUUCUUCGUUGACGAUAUUGUUUUCCUCUAUCGCAAGGAAAACGAGGACGCAGCUGAUGAGAUGGUUGCAGCCCUCAAGAGGAAGUACGCGAUGACAGACCAACGGAAUUACAAUGGUUCCUUGGUAUCAGACUCUACGUUGCUAGGGAUCUAG